Messenger RNA from Plodia interpunctella (Indianmeal moth), 1917 nucleotides. Its product is annotated as lazarillo protein-like. Bases 193 to 837 code for a protein of 214 amino acids. The transcript is spliced from 4 exons. NCBI's taxonomy places the organism in Eukaryota, Metazoa, Arthropoda, Insecta, Lepidoptera, Pyralidae. The record is from RefSeq and is a predicted model, not a curated record.
UCAGUCGGUGGGGGUCUUACUUGCUGAUAGACUGCAAGCUAUUCUAGAUUCAAAUAUAAAAAAAAUAGAUGAAAGUACUGGCUUGAAAUAGUAAAUUUAUAAAGAAUUAUAAAAAAAAAGAAUAUUAACGUUUUUUUUUGGAGAGUGAUAAGGGGAUCUUAUUUCUUCGUAAUUUAAAAAAAGAAGGAAGUGAUGUUGUCAAAACCUAUUUUGUUUUUGUUAUGUGCCAGGCUGGUGCAAUCUGUGGUUCUAAAUACGACAUGUCCAGAAGUGGAACCGAGGAAGUUGGAUUGGAAAGAACUCGACGGAAAAUGGUACAUAGCUGCCAUGGCAGCCGACCACUUCAACAUAGAGGGCGCCUGUGUCACACUCGUGUUCAACCACAGCAACUACACUGAUGUGUCAGUGAGCUGGACCGAGAACAACAUGACAGACUUCUACAACGGCACUGUGGCUAUCAACAGUGACCCUAACAGCAACAGCAGUGGAGACUUGUUGAUGAUUACAUAUUCAGAUGGUAAAGCGGAGACAUAUAAAUUCCUCGACGUAGACUAUCAGCAUUACGCGGUGAUGUUCUCGUGUGAAGAUGGUGAUGACGGCAACAGUAGUGUAUAUGAAAUAUGGAAAAUGAUCCGCUCCCCUAUAAUGAAAGCGAGUGACGCUGUCAAAAUAAACGAAGCGAUCGCCAACUACAAUCUACAAGACACGAUCUUCACAACAUUCAACAAUAGCGAAGAGAUAUGCAGCGAGUCGUCAAGUGGAAACCAACUUCUAGAUUCUUCCACGUUGGUCUUGACGUCCGCUGCUGCGUAUGCGCUAUUUAGACGAUUGUAUUAAUUUAUCUCUCUUUCAUUGUGAUCAUGUAGUCGCACUAUAAUGAUUUAAAUUACCUUAUCAUAACCAUCGACGACUUUCGUGGCGUAUUGAUCACCACCACUUGGGACAAUAUUUGUACUUGUGAUUACAGAGUCUGCAGUUCUGGGUGUGUUGUACCCGUUUCUGUUAUGUACACGAUACAAGCUUGGUGUGGGCCGUUGAGUGUUGUCCUUUUAUUUAUUUAUCAAGUUAUGCUCCGAUGACGUAACAUCGUUCUAGCGCAAAAAGGUUUAAAACAAACAGUCGCAAAUUUUGCAUUGUGAAAAUAUUGUUUUCACUCAUUGUCAGCGAAGUCUCUUUCGUCAUGUUCGAUACUUCCAUAUGAAAUUGCAUGAAGCUUUAUACCAAGUAAUCAUAUGAAUUUUCGCGCGAUAGUGUGGCUACAGCAUUAGGAUUUAUUUAAUUUUCUUAGCGCCUUUCCGGUUUUAUCCUCAGCCAAGUGAUAUCAGAACGCAGCCCUUUUUCUACUAUUUAACUUGAUUGUAUUAAUAUCUAUAACAUAAUAUUUUCAUGUAAAAAUAGUUUAAUGUAAGAUUUAUUUAAUUUAUUUUAGAGUAGGAUUUUGACUUUCUUUGCGUCUACAUUUCAUUGAAGGUCCAAAAUAUCUAUAAAAUAGCUUUUAUAGGUCGCAAAGGAGCAACUAUGUCGUUAUAAUAAUAUAAUGAGGAAAAAGUGGUUUUCAGAUUCAAUUUGUUUCAUUAACUACGUACUAGUAAUGCCAUCUAUAAAAUUUUCCUUGACCUAUUUAAGUUGAGGUUCGUUUUCACCGUUGUUCGCAAGUUUUAUGCCAGCUAUCAUACUCGGCAAACAGUUCGCCAAACUUUGGCGAUUUCGACGUACAUGGCUGGUUGUUUAUUGCGAUAGAAAAAAGCUCUCGUGCAAACUAUGUAAUGUUUGUGCAUUCGCGUCGGUAUCUGUUCGAGUUCGGCGAUGCUGUGUAGACGGAAAUAACUUCUCUUGCUGUAUUAUUAAUAAAGAAGUGCUUUCUCUGAUACCUAGAUGAUGUUGUCACAAAGAUGUAAAAUAAAUGGAUUUUAAAGA